AUGGUGGACUAUAACCUCAACACUGAGGCUGGCUAUGCCCAAAGGGCAGCACUCAAGCUACCUACUGAGAUUGAAAUAUGGGAGAACGGUGUAGCAAAGCCAAGUGUGCGAGUAGCAGAGGGCGGCAGCUGCAUGGCGGCGACCAGCACCCGCCCCCGCACCGGGGACGGACGGCAGCCCUGCGGGAGGCUCCAGAAACGGAGCGCGCGCACGACAAAGUGCGGGAGGCUGGACGCCCUCAACGCUGACACUAGCCCCCGCAGUCGGAACGCCCCAGCCGCAAAACAAGGCCGGGAAGUGUCCGAGCUGAGGCGAAGCCCCGCCUCUCACUCCCCCACCCAAUCCCAAGGGAAGUGCGAACCAGGCCUGGCCGCCAUAUUCUCCUUCCUGGUUGUGCUGCGCGGCCCGUCCCGGUUUCUGCAGCCGUUCUUUGGCUGUGAGCUGUCCCCCGCGGGAGGACGUCCGGCUCCUCGGCCGCUGCAAAGCCGUGAGCGUAGCCCUGGAGCCCACUUCAUGUUCCCAAGGCCAGAGAAGAUGACCACACCUUCAGUAUUGGUGUCAUUUGAAGAUGUGGUUGUGGAGUUCACCCAGGAGGAAUGGCAGGACAUGGACAAUGCUCAGAGGACCCUGUACAGGGAUGUCAUGCUUGAGACCUUCAGCAGUCUGCUAUCCUUGGGUUACUGUAUCACCAAGCCUGAUGUGAUCUUCAAAUUGGAGCAAGGGGCAGUGCCAUGGACAGCGACAAAACCCCUAAGCCAGAGAGUUUCAGAUGCCCUAGGAAAAGAUAAACUGUUUGGAGUCGAUCAGAAAAGUCAAGAACUGAACUUCAGGCAAUCUGAUGGGAUGUCACUUACAGAGGACCAUGAUGAUCUUCCUAUACCGGGGAACAUACUGCAAUGCAGGGAAGAUGCCAGUCAGCAUGACAAGAUUCACGCUGUGCUGCAGCCUGCUGAGCACAGUGUGGAAGAGAAAACCUUCAGCAGCAAAAGGAUAUUUUUUGCACGUGAAGACUUUUAUAUCAGAGAUACCUAUAAGAAAUCAAUUGAUAUUGGGAAAACAAUUCAUGUUAAAAAGGAAGCUUUCCAGAAAAAUCCCUACUUCAGCGAGUGUCAACAAACACACUCCGGAGAGAAACUUCAUGAACAUUUCAGGUGUGAGAAAUCUCUCAUUUACAAAUCAGAUCUUAAAAGAAGUAAGGUAAUGUGCACAGCAAAAAGUCACUAUACAUGUGGACACUGUGGAAAAUCGUUCAGUCGUAAAUCUUGCCUCACCAUCCAGCACAGAACUGACAUAGGGGAAAAGCUCUUUGUGUGCAAUGAAUGUAGAAAAACCGUUUACCAGAAGCCAGACUUGACUAGACAUCAGAAAAAUCACACUGGAAGGAAACCAUAUGAAUGCAAUGAGCACGGAAAAUCCCUGUGUAACAAAUCAAUCCUCAAUACGUAUCAGAGAACUCAUAACGGGACAAAACCUUAUGAAUGUGGAGGGUGUGGAAAAGUCUUUGGCCAGAGAUCAGCUCUCAUUAGACAUCAGAGAAUUCGUACAGGGGAGAAACGUUAUGAAUGUAAAGAGUGUGGAAAAGCUUUUUUCCAGAAAUCAGACCUUGUUACACAUCAGAGGGUUCACACAGGGGAGAAACCUUAUGAAUGUGGUGAGUGUGGAAAAGCCUUUUGCCAGAGGUCAGCUCUCAUUACACACCAGAGAAUUCACACAGGGGAGAAACCUUAUGAAUGUAGUGUAUGUGGAAAAGCGUUUUGCUGGAGGUCAGCUCUCAUUCGACAUCAGAGAAUUCACACAGGGGAGAAACAUUAUGAGUGUCAAGAGUGUGCAAAAGCCUUUUGCUGGAGGUCAGCUCUCAUCAGACAUCAGAGAGUUCACAUAGGGGAGAGACUUUACGAAUGUCAGGAGUGUGGAAAAGCGUUUUUCCAAAAAUCAGACCUCAUAAAGCACCAGAGAGUUCACACAGGGGAGAAACCUUAUGAAUGUCCUGAGUGCAGCAAAGCCUUUUGUCGCAGGUCAGCUCUCAUCACACAUCAGAGAAUUCACAAAGGGGAGAAACCGUACGUAUGUAAAGAGUGUGGAAAAGCCUUUUUCCAGAAAUCAGACCUUGUUACACAUCAAAGAGUCCACACAGGGGAGAAGCCAUUUGAAUGUAGUGAGUGUGGAAAAGCGUUUUCUAGGAGAUCAGCUGUCAUUACACACCAGAAAACUCACACUGGGGAGAAACCGUAUGCAUGCAGUGAGUGCAGGAAAGCCUUCUCACAGAAAUCAGACCUCACUAAGCAUCAGAGACUUCACACAGGGGAGAAACCUUAUGAAUGUAAUGAGUGUGCAAAAGCUUUUUGCCAGAGAUCUGCUCUCAUUACACAUCAGAGCAUUCACAUGGGGGAGAAACCUCAUGCGUGUAGUCAGUGCAGAAAAGCAUUUUGCCAGAGGUCAGCACUCAUUAGACAUCAGAGGAUUCACACAGGGGUGAAAUCUUACGAGUGUAAAGAGUGUGCAAAAGCCUUUUACUGGAAGUCAAGUCUCACUAGACAUCAGAGAAUUCACACUGGAAGGAAGCCUUAUGUAUGUAAAGAAUGUAGAAAAGAUUUUUGCCAGAAGUCAGCUCUCAUUAUACAUCAGAAGAUUCAUACAGGGGAGAAAUUUUGUGAAUAUAAGGAGUGUGAAAAAGUCUUUUCCCUGAAGUCAGCUCUCAUUACACAUGAGAGAAUUCACACGGGAGAAACAACUUAUGAAUAUAAUGAACAUGGAAACACAUUUUUGUGGAAUACAAGUUUUAAUAAAUAUGAAAAAAAUUUACACAUAGAGGCAUUUUGAAUGCCAGAUAUGGAAGAGACUCCUUCAGAGAAACAAUUGAACUGCAAAGAAUUCACAAAAAGAAAAAAAAACUGCAUGCAUUGAUUUUGAAAAAUCCUUUUCCCGAAAUCAGUCUUUAGCACAGUUGAAAGAACUCGGAAGUACAAAAUCCAGUAAAUAU
Ochotona princeps (American pika) is the source of this 2980-nucleotide messenger RNA. Its product is annotated as zinc finger protein 420-like. Gene Ontology annotation, biological process: regulation of cytokine production; regulation of immune system process; negative regulation of transcription by RNA polymerase II. The record is from RefSeq and is a predicted model, not a curated record. NCBI's taxonomy places the organism in Eukaryota, Metazoa, Chordata, Mammalia, Lagomorpha, Ochotonidae. Bases 1 to 2820 code for a protein of 939 amino acids. The transcript has 8 exons.